Messenger RNA from Oryctolagus cuniculus (rabbit), 1853 nucleotides. RefSeq names its product cAMP responsive element binding protein 3 (gene CREB3). NCBI's taxonomy places the organism in Eukaryota, Metazoa, Chordata, Mammalia, Lagomorpha, Leporidae. The record is from RefSeq and is a predicted model, not a curated record. Gene Ontology annotation, cellular component: nucleus. Gene Ontology annotation, biological process: regulation of transcription by RNA polymerase II. Gene Ontology annotation, molecular function: RNA polymerase II cis-regulatory region sequence-specific DNA binding; DNA-binding transcription factor activity, RNA polymerase II-specific.
AUGGUUUUGGGGACCUGCAGGAAGCUGCUCUGGCCCCAGCUCUCGAUGCUCGCGAGCCCGCCGAAGACUGGCAGCCCCUCCCCGGCAGGAAGCCAGGGCGCGGCGCAAUCCGGAGAAAACACCCCAGCGGCGCCCGAGUUCCCUGUUACACUCGGACUCUUCCUUUUUUCUAGCUCGGGGCGAAGGCGGAGGCGAGUCGCCGGUGUCCCCGCCCCCGGGGCGGGGACGUCCCCCUCAUUUGCAUCGCCCCCGGGACGUGGCGCAGCACCCGAGCCACUUCCGGCUCGGAGGGAACUACAAGUCCCGAGAGGCCGCGGGGCCGCGUGCGUCACUUGUGCUGUGUUGGAGGCCGAGGGCGACGGAGUCCGGCGGGUGGGUGGGUCGGGCUUGACAGCGACUGCCGCCCCGGCAGCGGGGAAGGCCAGCCGAAGAGGAGCGAUGUCGCAGAUGGAGCUGGCGUUGGACCCUGGCGAUCAGGACCUGCUCGGCUUCCUGCUCGAGCAGAGCGGAGCAUGGGGGGAGGCAGCCGAUGAGUCGGUGGAGGCGCCCCCGGAUUGGGAGCUGCCGCUUUCCGAGGUACUGAGCGACUGGGAGGCAGAGGAUCUGCUGAGCACCCUGCUGAGUCCCCCGGCGUCGUUGGCCGACCUCAGCUCCUGCGAGCCCUCGCCUGUGCACCACGAUCACACUUACUCCCUCCCACAGGAGCAUGUCUCCGUGGACGUAGAUAGUGGGAGCUAUGGGAAGGAGGAGGCUCCGAUGACUCCGCUGUAUGUGGAGGAGCCAACAGAGCAGGAGGUUGCUAGGCUGGUACUGACCGAGGAGGAGAAGAGGCUACUGGAGAAGGAGGGGCUUACUCUGCCUGGAACGCUUCCUCUCACCAAGAUGGAGGAACAAGUUCUGAAACGAGUGCGGCGGAAGAUUCGAAACAAAAAGUCUGCUCAGGAGAGCCGCAGGAAGAAGAAGGUGUACGUGGGGGGUUUAGAGAGCAGGGUAUCGAAAUACACAGCCCAGAAUCUGGAGCUCCAGCAUAAAGUGCAGCUCCUGGAGGAACAGAAUCUGUCCCUCCUCGAUCAGCUGAGGAAACUGCAGGCCCUAGUGAUGGAGAUAUCAAACAAGACCAGCAGCGGCAGCACCUGUGUGCUGGUCCUGCUGUUCUCCUUCUGCCUCCUCCUCGUUCCUGCUAUGUACUCCUCCGACACGAGGGGGCGCCUGCCGGCUGAGCACGCAGUGUUGUCACGUCAGCUUCGUGCCCUCCCCAGUGAGGACUCUCACCAGCUGGACCUGUCUGCCCUGCCGUCAGAGGUACCCAAGGACAACACAAACCAAUUGCUGGUCAGCUCAGACCAUGUGCUCCCAGCCCCUGGCAACUCUUCCUGCCUGCUGUACUAUAUGCCUCAGCCUCCUGAUGCAGAGCCUCCCCUAACGUGGCCGUUCCCUGGCCUCUUCUCAGAGGCCCCCUGCCCAGACCCUAUCCUUCCCCUGCAGGCAAAUCUCACGAGAAAUGAGGGACAGCUCCCCGCCCACAGCCCGUCAUCUGUCAUCUUGCAGGGCAGAUACUCAGGUUAGAUGUGAGGAUGGGGAGAGGAGUCUCAGCAAAAACCUGGGCGGUGGGGGGCUGUCGUUCAUCUGUGCCCCGGAGAGGGCAGAGGGCUGGCUUCAGCUCCUGCGCCCUGUUUGGGAGCCCAAAGGCUCAAACACACCACACUUACUGGCUUUGUGGGUCUUUUAUUUGUGUACCCUUGUGUUUAUCACCCCAUGAAUGGACCUAGGGAAAUCAAGUGAUGUCCUAGAACAUUUCAUGCAGAGAGAGAAGGGAUGAAAAGAGAAAUAAAUAAGUGAUUGUGAUACCUGGA